This is a messenger RNA of Prorocentrum cordatum, 542 nucleotides long. The record is from the annotation of a GenBank genome assembly. Lineage: Eukaryota; Dinophyceae; Prorocentrales; Prorocentraceae.
GAGAGCCUUGUCAAUCAGACUGUGCUGCUAUGCCAUCAGGAGCGGGCGGGCACGAUGUCCAACAAGGCUUUCGACAAGUUGGCUCGCAUGCUAGUGGACAUCACCAAGUUCAUGGCAAGGAUUCGCAACGAUCCUUUACGUGACGCCUUGGAUGAUGAUGCUCGGAACUUCUUCGACAUGGACAUCGGUUUUGUCACUAGUGGUAGCACGAAUCACAUGAUUGAAAGUAUCAUCGAUCGGGCGGACGCUUGCCAGAAGCGCCAGAAUGCGCAGCCAUUCAAGAUGGCGGACAGAGCCAUGCGAGAGUGGGACACCAUAUGGCACAUGCAUGAUCUUCCUGAGCCAGUUCCACACGGGUCUGAUCAGUGGGACGAUCUACCACAUAUAUCCUUGGACGAUAUCAAGCGUGCGAUCUUGCAGUUCCCUUGGACCACGGGCAUCGGGCACUUCGAGUUUGCGCCCCGAGCGUUCUGGUUCGUUUCGGACGCCGGCCUGGAGUCGCUGGCGCGCCUGUUCAUGCGAUGUGAAAAGCUUCUGAUAUG